UUGUAAUCAAUCAAUUUUCGGCGGCAAAACAUUCAAAACAAUGAUAACUGUCGGUCAUGAAACGAGUUCUUUGCUGUCAUAUGUGUCAAUGUCAUUACAAAUGAUAACGGACAAAAUUCUUAUCAUAAUUUAUUAUCAAGACAAGAAUAACAAGCGUGAAGUAGUCAUGAUAAGUAAGUAAAUGAGUUUUCUCAAGAUUAUGUUCAUAGCUGCGGCACAAGCACAAGUACCUAACUAAUCUUUUGCAUUUAUUGCAUUUGAGAUUUUCAAAAAAAUAGUCGUACUGUCGAAAUAAGAAGCAAUUGCCGAUAAUAUGUCACAAAUUGUAGUAAUUGGAUCCUGUGGUGUUGAUUUUACAACGUAUGCACCACGAUUGCCCAAACCAGGGGAGACACUUAUUGGAAACAAAUUUACAACAAGUUAUGGAGGAAAAGGUGCUAAUCAAUGUGUUGCAGCUGCAAAGUUGGGAGGAAAAACGUCCAUGAUAUGUAGACUGGGAAAUGAUCAGUGGGGUGACAAAUACAGGGAUAAUUUAGAACAAGUUGGAGUAGAUACUACUCAUGUGAAAAUUACUCCAAAUGUAACAACAGGUAUUGCUCAAAUAUCUGUUGCGGAAAGUGGAGAAAACCAAAUUGUAAUUGUACCAGGAGCGAACAGUUAUCUCAGUAUAGAAGAUGUUAAAAAUUCUGCUGAUCUGAUCACUAAUGCUGAUGUAGUUAUUGGCCAGUUGGAAACACCCUUUGAAACUACACUUGAAGCUUUCAAAUUGGCCAAAGGAUUGAAACUUCUGAAUGCAGCACCAGCAAGAUCAGACAUAAAAGAAAUAUUACCUUAUUGUUCAAUACUCUGUGUCAAUGAACCUGAAGCAUCCUUACUAACAAAUACUGAAUUUGAAAUUAAAAAUGCAGUUCCUAUCCUGAAACAAUUACUUGAAACUGGUUGUGAAUCUGUGAUCAUUACUUUGGGACCUGAGGGGGCUGUUUACAUUUCUAAAAUUGAUCAGCAACCAGUACAUGUGUUCUGUGAGCGUGUCAAUGCCAUUGAUACUACGGGCGCCGGCGAUGCAUUUGUGGGUGCUUUGGCUACAUAUUUAGUGACAUAUAAGGAUAAACCUAUGCAUCAAAUCAUAGGUGCUGCAUGUCAAGUGGCGACAAUGUCUGUCACUAAAGAAGGCACUCAAACAAGCUACCCGCGCAAAUUCGAUGCGUUCAAAAAGGAAUAUAAAUAUGUUCUGUUGUAAUUUGAAAGUUAAUAAAACACUCAUGGAAGUCGAUAUAUUAUAUUAAACUAGUUAAUCAUAAGCUAAAUUCUUAUUUUUUUUAUAACAUGUAAGCAAGCAAUUUU
Spodoptera exigua (beet armyworm) is the source of this 1344-nucleotide messenger RNA. The record is from the annotation of a GenBank genome assembly. NCBI's taxonomy places the organism in Eukaryota, Metazoa, Arthropoda, Insecta, Lepidoptera, Noctuidae.